CUAUACCAACGCCAACUUGUCCUUGUCCCCUUCCUGACGUAACCUUGACCUGUAGAACGCGAUUGAUGGACAGCAACGCCAGCCUAUUCCGCAUAUUCAGGUCCCUCAAACAAAGAAGUUGGCGUCCCAUGGUUUUGCCGACGAUGUUCUCUUUGGCGGCAUCUCGAUCCAAUCGCUACGACCGGAAGAUGCCCAGAAAGCGUUGGCGGCGACGGCAAACGCCCUGAAAGAGUGGAUGCAGCGCCAGCCAGGGUACUCUGAGAGCAUGCUGCACACUGCCAUCCAAGUCGCGGCCAAGAAGAUCGAAGCGCUGAUUCCGACACAACCGUCAUCGUCGCUCCAGCCACCAACUUAUUCCAUCCUGACGUCCGAGUCGACUGAGAGUGAACCCCCAAUGACUGCCCACACACCAGACAAGCAGGUCGUAACCAGUGUAGGGAACGACACGGCGGAACCGAUCAAGGACCACCCACGCACGGGAACGUUGCGAGAAUUUUCCGACGACGACGUGAUGGCGUUCAUGUUGCUGUCGCGCGAAGAAAAGAGUCUCCUCCUUGAAUUCGACACGGCCCGCACCCGGCGGUUGAUCAAAGCGCAAGGUCAAUUCCUUCGAGGUUACAAGUACACGACGAAGGACUCCAACGGCCAAGAGCAUGGCACACUAAAGCUUGUGGACAAGGCGCUUCAAGACGCCACCCAAGCCCUCAAACAACGGCUGCACGACGCCAUGUCCCAACAAGCGGCCGACACUCGCUUUGGCCACGACAACUCGAAGCCGUAGACCAACCAUUUGAAAACCAGACUACGGUAAAGACGUUAUAUGUAUAAUAAAUAUAUACCAUUCCGGUAGUGCGAA
Molecule: messenger RNA, 856 nt
Organism: Aphanomyces astaci
Lineage: Eukaryota; Oomycota; Saprolegniomycetes; Saprolegniales; Verrucalvaceae
Exons: 3
Coding region: 236-781 (181 amino acids)
Source: RefSeq, a predicted model, not a curated record